This is a messenger RNA of Pimephales promelas (fathead minnow), 3808 nucleotides long. RefSeq names its product sorting nexin 25 (gene snx25). Gene Ontology annotation, molecular function: phosphatidylinositol binding. The record is from RefSeq and is a predicted model, not a curated record. Lineage: Eukaryota; Metazoa; Chordata; Actinopteri; Cypriniformes; Leuciscidae. Gene Ontology annotation, cellular component: endosome.
UUCCAUAGUAGAACUCGCAGAUUCGCCACUCGAGAGGCAGCCGGGGAUCUAAGCAGGACUGAGAUUGCGAUGGAUUGACAAUAAGUUAUUUAUUUCUCACACUUUGGACAAAUCGCGGUGGAUAUAAUGACAGUACUUCAGAUUGUUUACAUCUUUAUCUCACCUUUAAGGCUUUAGAGUUAAAGCCGUCGCGCGAUGCUGCCUCUUUCACGUCAUCGGAGCUAAACGCUCCUCGAGAUGUUUUGAUAUAUUUGGAUGAUGAUCUUUGUUUUUGACGGCCUCUGUGCGUCCACUUGAUGGGAACAUGUAUGCAGGAUUUGAAUUAGCAGCCUUUUAAGCCGAGCCCGCUCGGUGAACUGAUCUGACCGAUCAUAAUUUCAGGUGCUCUCUCUCUCUUGCUGUCAUUUUUAAACCGUUUCGAUGCAACAGUUGCACGUGUGUUUCUCGUGUAAAGCGGCUCCGGAUCCUCUUGUGUGAAUUGAAUGCACACAUUGUGAUGAGUGUGAACUCGAGCAUGCGACCUGUCUAUUGCUGUGCGCACGCGAGGACAUGUCAUUCCCAGCAUUCCCAUCAUCAGCAGCAUCAUGCGUCCUGAUGGCCGAAGCUCCAGCACCAGCAGCGGGUCUGCGGUCCUCGUCUACCCGUCUCUGGUCGUCGGUGUCUCGGUUGCGGUGCUCCUGCUCUUCCAGCUCGGCUCCGGAGAGCUCACUCUCACCUCGUUUUUCCUCAAACUCUUUAUUUACGUGUCCUUCGCCCUGCUGUGUUUUCUGCUGGGGAGUUUCGGGCUGCUGAUGAGGAAAAGCCCCUUGAAGAUCAGCAGAUUCGACACCACCAAGAGACAGUCAUCGAAGCUCGCGGAUCUAUUUAAUAAGUUAAUGGGCCGGUUCUGUGUUCCUCUGCUGGACUCGGCCCAGACCAGGAGGGUCGUCGUUUCUCUCAAUGUGGAUAAAGCCCUUAAAGAAGUGUUUGACUACAGCUACCGGGACUAUAUCCUGUCGUGGUACGUCCCGCUGAGCCGAGAUGAGGGCCAGCUGUACCAGAUGCUGUCGGAGGACUUCUGGGAAAUGAUCAAACAGCUGCGCAUGCGUCUCUCCGAGGUGGACGUGGUCAACCUGGUGUGUAACGACACGGUCAAGACCCUCCACACACACUUCUGCGACCUCAAAGCUGCUAACACACGGCUGGAGGAAGAUCCUCGUGCGUUCCCGCUGCACGCGUGUCUGAUGAGUCCGGAUGAGGAGUUGCGUUUCCUGCGCUGUUGUGCGCGUCUGCUAAUGCUGCGCCUGCUCCCCGUACGGGACGCCCGCUCCCGCAGCCUGCGCCUCCUGCUGGUGGAGGUCGUCACCACUAAAGUGCUGAAGCCGCUGGUGGACGUGUUGAGCGACCCGGACUACAUCAACCGCAUGCUGCUCGCCCAGCUGGAGCACCGAGAGCAGGUGAACGAGCAUCACAAGAAAGCGUACACGUACGCGCCGUCCUACGAGGAGUUCAUCAAACUCAUCAGCAGCAGCUCCGACAUACAGUUCCUCAAACAGCUCAGGUAUCAGAUAGUGGUGGAGAUCAUUCAGGCGACCACAAUCAGCAGUAUCCCACAACUGAAGAGACAGAGAGACAGUAAAGGGAAAGAAGCCGCUGCGCUGAAGGCCGACCUGUUGCGUGCCAGGAACAUGAAGCGCUACAUUAACCAGCUCACGGUGGCCAAGAAGCAGUGUGAGAAGCGGAUCCGGCUCCUCGGGGGCCCGAACUACGAGCAGCAGGAGGACGGGGCCGCGGACGAAGCGGACGGACCCCAGAGCCAGCGGAUCCUCCAGUUUGAGGAGAUCAUGUCCAACUCCGUGUACCGGGAGCACUUCCGCGUCUACAUGGAGCGCGUGGAGAAGAGGGCUCUGAUCAGCUUCUGGGAGCUCGUGGAGACGCUGAAGAGCGCACACAAGACUGAAGUGCCGGCGCUGGUGGGAGAGAUCUACCAGAACUUCUUCGUGGAGAGCCGGGAGAUCCCGGUGGAGAAGGCUCUGUAUAAGGAGAUCCAGCAGACGCUGGUGGGCAACAAGGGCACCGACGUGUUUCACCGCAUCCAGGGGGACGUCUACGAGACCAUGAAGGAGCGAUAUUACCCAUCAUUCCUGGUGAGCGACCUGUACGAGCGGCUCAUCAAACGAGAGGAGCAGCGGAGCAGCUCACAGUCCAGCAGCGAGGAGAAGGACGACACCUGUCAUGUGAUGGACGGAGCGGACGUGGUCCUGGACGAAGGCAGUCGAGGCAUCAACGAACAGGCCAGUUACGCCGUCACCAAACUUCACCAGCUGUACGAGAGACUGGAGUACAAACGCCAAGCGCUCGGCUCCAUCCAGAACGCUCCCCGGCCCGAUAAAAAGAUCGUGUCUCUGCUGAAGGAGGAGAUCUGCACCAUGGAGAAGGAGCACAGCGACCUCACGCUGCACAUCUCGCGCACCGACUGCUGGUGUGAGAACCUGGGCGUGUGGAGAGCCGUGGUCAGCAGCGCAGAGGCCUCAGAGGAGAAUGGAGAACAGACGGCGUGUUACUGUGUAUCCGUGAGUCUUUCUGAAGACGACGACUGCAAGAACAACCGCUGGAGCGUCACCAGGAGGAUCAGCGAGUUUCAGGCUCUGCACAGGAAGUUGACGGAGUGUUUCCCGUCGCUCAAGAAGGUCCAGCUGCCCUCGCUCAGCAAACUACCCUUCAAGUCCAUCGACCAGAAGUUCCUCGACAAAUCCAAAAAUCAACUCAACACGUUUUUACAGAAAGUUUUGACGGACGAGCGCAUGUGUCAGAGCGAGGCGUUGUAUGCGUUUCUCAGUCCGUCUCCUGAAUACUUGAAGGUCAUCGACAUCCAGAAGAAAUCCUCGUUCUCUCUCGCAUCCUUCCUGGAGAAACUGCCGGGAGACUUCUUCUCACACCAGGAGGACGAGGCCGAGGAUGACAGUGAUCUCUCAGAUUACGGUGACGAGACCGACGGGAGGAAGGAUGCGCUGGCGGAGCCGUGUUUCAUGCUGAUCGGGGAGAUCUUUGAGCUCAGGGGCAUGUUUAAGUGGGUGAGGAAGACUCUAAUUGCACUAGUCCAGGUCACGUUUGGACGCACCAUAAACAAGCAGAUCCGAGACACGGUUCACUGGAUCUUCAGCGAGCAGAUGCUGGUCUACUACAUUAAUGUGUUUCGGGACACGUUCUGGCCCAACGGGAAGCUGGCGCCUCAUAACAGAAGCCGCUCCGAGAGCGAACGCAAGGAGACCAAGGAGAGAGCGCAGCAGAAGCUUCUGGACAACAUCCCGGACGCGCUGCAGAAUCUGGUCGGGCAGCAGAACGCCCGAUACGGCAUCAUCAAGAUCUUCAACGCCCUUCAGGAGACCCGAGCCAACAGACAUCUCCUCUACAUCUUGUUGGAGAUGCUUCUGAAAGAGCUGUAUCCUGAGCUGAGCGUCGACGCCGUCCAGGCCUGAGUGUGUGUGUGUGUGUGUGUGUGUGUUUUAAUCUGUUCUUGUGUUUUUGGAGGAACAGGCCCGGUCACUCACUGCCAGCUGUCAUCUUCUGCUUCUCUCUUUCCUUUUUUCUUCUAGGGGGUUUUGCUUUGUAAUGUGAAUUAUGAGUGUAAAAAGACGAAGCCAGACCAAUGUAAACGCUCUACAUAUUAUUGUGACCAUUAUGAAGGCUUUUAAUCGUGCAAUAUGUCAUGUACAGUUAUUGUGAAGGUUCUGUUUGUGAUAUUAUUAUUAUUAUUAUUAUUAUAGACUUUUAUUUUUACCAAAAAUAGGCUAGAGCAUUUAUAAGCAAUAAAUUGCAAAAGAAGAUC